This is a messenger RNA of Adineta steineri, 1518 nucleotides long. The record is from the annotation of a GenBank genome assembly. NCBI's taxonomy places the organism in Eukaryota, Metazoa, Rotifera, Eurotatoria, Adinetida, Adinetidae.
AUGUCGUUAACACCAUCAACAUCACUCGAUGAACCACUUAAAUUAACUGAUAGCAACAACAACAAAAACAAAGAUCAUGGAUCUAAUAAAUGUAUGCAAAUUUUAACCACUCGUACGCUAUUAUGCAGUGCUAUUUAUUUUGCACUUGCUUAUUUUAUUCAAGGAAUAACCGAUAUUGCAUCUGGAUUUGUUAAUUUACCUUUACAAACUAUAUUAAAAGAUAAACUUCAACUUUCACCAUCUCAGAUGGGUACUUUUUUCUUUUCAUGUACAGUAACCUGGUCAAUCAAACCUCUCUAUGGUCUUCUCAGUGAUUUUGUACCAAUAUGUGGUUAUCAUCGUCUUAUAUAUCUUCUUAUGACUACAAUGAUUAAUUUAUUUGCUUGGAUCGCUCUGUAUUUUGUACCGACUGAGUAUAAUUAUUUAAUAAUUUUCUGCAUUUUAGCAGCAUUUUCACUUGCAUUCAAUGAUGUUCUAAUUGAUGCAUUGAUGAUUACAAUUGGUCGGCCAUUGGCAUUAAUUGGUACAUUACAAGGUAUUCAGCAAACAUCAGCUAAACUUGCUUCAACUGUUUCACAAAUUCCAGCUGGUAUUCUUGCUACUUAUUCCGUAUCAUAUCAAAAUAAUCAAACAUCGAAUAAUGAUACAUCAACAAAUUUUAAUGAUAAUAGUAAUUCAAAUAAAUAUAUUUUUUUAAUUGCUUCUGCCUGUCCUGUUAUAUUAUUUCUUGCAACAUUAAUAUCCGUACGUGAACGUCGACGAAAAUUAAAUAAAAAUAAUUUUGCUCAAACAUGGUCAAGUUUAGCUGGAAUAUUUAAAUAUAAACGAUUUUGGAUUAUUACGAGUUUUCUUUUUAUUUAUUCUGCAUCGCCACAAGUAAAAACAGCUUUAUUUUAUUAUCAACGAGAUGUACUCAAAUUUAAUCCAUUUUAUGUUUCCAUAUUAAAUACACUCUAUAAUGGAUGUGGCAUUUUAUCUGCUUUACUUUAUUUAACAAUAUUUUCUCAUCAUCCAACAAAACGUGUACUUCGUAUUGCAAUUGUUAUGCGAAUGUUUGCAAUUGCAUCCUAUUUAUUUGCAACAGAUAAAAUUACGUCAAUAUGUGUUGCUAUUUUUACAGGUUUUUGUUCUGAAAUAACAAACCUAGCACUAUUACAUUUAGCAGCGAAAUCUUGCCCAAAAAAUAUCGAAGGUACUCUAUUUGCAUUAUUUGUCUCAUGUGUUAAUUUUGGAGCAGCAACUGGAGAUUGGCUUGGUUCAGCAAUAUAUGAAUAUUUAGGUUUUAUUGCUCUUAUCAUUAUAGCCGUUGUCUGGAUUGGCACAACUAUAUUAGCAACAUGCCAUAUUGGUGAAUAUGGCAUUAAAUCGACCUUAGAUGAUGAUGAUGAUAGUGAUGACAAAUAUCAUUAUUAUGAUGGUGAAAUAAAGGGAUCAGGAACAGAUGAUGGAGAUGAACUGGAAGAAACAGACAUAAAAAGGACAUCUGAACAGUCAGACCAGAAAGUUCUUAUGAUUUAA